Molecule: messenger RNA, 7897 nt
Organism: Cucurbitaria berberidis CBS 394.84
Lineage: Eukaryota; Fungi; Ascomycota; Dothideomycetes; Pleosporales; Cucurbitariaceae
Product: polyketide synthase
Exons: 5
Coding region: 135-7556 (2473 amino acids)
Biological process (GO): secondary metabolite biosynthetic process; fatty acid biosynthetic process
Molecular function (GO): oxidoreductase activity; fatty acid synthase activity; phosphopantetheine binding
Source: RefSeq, a predicted model, not a curated record
CAGCUCUACUGCGAGUAACACGCAUUUUCACAAGUUAAAGAGCAAGCCGCCGAAAGGGUUUGUAAUGAAGUGUGCCUGGUAGCUCUUCCUCUCUUACUUGAAACCAUCAAUCCAUCCGUCCAUCCAACCCCAUCAUGAGUCCUCACUCCAUAGAAGAUGAGGGGUACUCUGUCAGUGCCGACAGGAGUGAAUCGUCCUUUGAUUCCAUUCCUGAACUGAAUGACUCGGCGAAGGGCACUCAAAACGGCUUUCCCCCCAUUGCUAUAUGUGGAAUGGCUUGUCGUCUGGGUGGUGGCAUCCGCUCCCCGGAAGAUCUCUGGGAGUUUCUCGUGAACAAAGGCGAUGGCAAGGUCGAGGUUCCCGCAGACAGGUACAAUAUCGAUGCCUUCUAUUCCCCAGUCAAGAAGCCCGGUACUGUUAUUACACGUCACGCUUACUUCAUCGACGAUGACUUGACUGGGCUUGAUGGUUCAUUCUUCAACAUGUCAGCUGCGGAGAUUGAACGGUGUGACCCUCAACAGCGGCAAAUGCUUGAAGUUGCUCGCGAGGCAUUUGAAGAUGCUGGCGUGACGGGUUGGCGAGGCAGCAACACAGGCGUCUACAUGGGCAGCUAUGGCGACGACUGGGCAGAUAUGCUGUACAAAGAGUCCCAAGCCUCUGGUGUUCACAACGUCAUGGGCCAGUAUGACUUUGUCAUAGCAAACCGUGUCUCCUACGAGAUGGACUUGCGAGGACCGAGCUCUAUUUCAAAGACCGCCUGUUCUUCCUCGUUCGUUGCGCUGAGCGAUGCUUGCUUGGCCAUUGCGAGGGGAGACUGCGACGCGGCGCUCGUUGGUGGCACCAGUCUAAUUCUGACACCAAAGACGACGAUCCUGCUAACAGAGUUUGGCGCACUCUCGCCCGAUGGCUCGUCGAAGGCCUUCUCAGCAGAUGCUAACGGCUAUGCCCGUGGUGAGGCCAUCAACGCCAUCUACAUCAAACCGCUGCACGCUGCCCUGCGCGAUGGCAACCCUGUGCGCGCCGUGUUGCGGGCUGUCGCUACCAACCACGACGGCAAAACACCAGGACUCACCACGCCGGGGCUCGAUGCGCAGGAGGCUCUCGUACGCCACGCCUACAAGCUCGCAGGCAUCGAAAAAUAUUCCGAGACGGGUUUCUUCGAGCUGCACGGAACCGGCACGGUUGUUGGAGACAAGAUCGAGGCCAAUGCAGCGGCGCGCGUGUUUGGUGGUUGUGCAGAUGGCAUGCACAUCACGUCCGUUAAACCGAAUCUUGGCCACACCGAGGGAGCUAGCGGCUUGACCUCACUUAUGAAAGCUGUCCUCGCCCUCGAGAACCGUACCAUUCCACCCAACAUCAAAUUCAAGUCGCCAAACCCCAACAUCCCGUGGGAGACGGCCAGAUUCGCCGUGCCGAUAGAACCCACACCAUGGCCGAACACCAAGAAAGAACGCGUCUCUGUGAACAAUUUUGGCAUCGGCGGCACCAAUGGACACGCCAUCGUCGACUCGGCAGCCAGCUUCAAUGUGGCUCCAGCCAUCAGCGAGGCGUCUGACCAGCCCCAGCUACUUGUUUACUCGGCCAAUUCGCCUGAGUCGCUACAAAAGGUAGCCGAGAACUAUGCCCGGUACCUCGAGAGGCAUCCUGAGCGCAUCGAACACCUUGCAUAUACGCUUGCAAAUCGACGGGAGCAUUUGCCCCAUCGUGCCUUUGUCGUUGCGAGCAGAGAGAAGCCUGGCAGCGUCUCACCAGCGGUCAAGCCGUCACAAACUCCGAGCCUCGUCAUGGUCUUCACUGGUCAGGGUGCUCAAUGGCCGCAGAUGGGUCGUCAUCUUGUCCGUGGGAAUUCCAUCUUUAGGGCCCGCAUCCAGUCUUUGGACACACAUCUCCAAACCUUGGGGGGCGACGCACCCACAUGGACCAUCGAAGCGGAGCUACGCAAGCCGGCCAGAAGCAGUCGUCUCCAUCUCGCAGAGCUUUCGCAGCCACUGUGCACAGCCAUCCAAAUAGCUCUCGUUGAUGCUUUAGCGGCCAUUGGAGUAAACCCGUCUGCUGUAGUUGGUCAUUCAAGUGGCGAAAUCGCGGCUGCAUAUGCAGUUGGUGCUUUGACUGCCGAGCAGGCCAUUGCUGCGGCUUUCUACAGAGGCGUCGUGGCCAACAAGCAGCAGCGAAAGGGUGCCAUGGCAGCUAUUGGUAUGGGAUGGAACGACGUUGGGCCUUUCCUGGUUGACAAUGUUGGGGUCGCUUGCGAGAAUUCGCCGACGAGUGUGACCAUCUCUGGCGACGCUGAGAAGGUCGAGGAAGUGGUCACAGCGAUUCAACGUGACCGACCCGAUGUUUUAGCGCGGCUUCUCAAAGUCGAGAAGGCAUAUCACUCGCAUCAUAUGAAAGAAGUGGGCGAGGAUUAUUUGCGGUUAAUGGGUGACAAUUUCGUCGCUAAUGCUCCCAACAAGCCGUUCUUUUCCAGCGUCACUGGCCACCUUCUGCGACAGGAGAAAGACUUCACACUUGGCUCGAAGUACUGGCGCGCAAAUCUAGAGUCACCCGUGCUUUUCAAAGAUGCCGUGGAGGCCGUAGCCAAGCACAGUGUUGGCAAAAACGCUGUUUACCUCGAGAUUGGUCCGCAUUCCGCUCUCGCAGGCCCGCUGCGCCAGAUUUUGGCAGAAAUUGGAUACGGCAUAGCGCCGUACAUAUCGGCUAUGAUUCGUGGAGAGAACUCUGUAGAGUCCUUUCUCUCUGCCGUUGGUAAACUAUACGCACUUCAUUUCUCGGUCAAUUUCUUAGCUCUGUAUCCCGAUGGUGUCACUCUGAGCGACCUGCCCCGGUACCCAUGGGAUCACUCAAAGAAGUAUUGGCACGAGACUCGAGUCACUGAAGAGUGGCGACAACAGCGAUACCCUUACCAUGAUCUUCUCGGCGUCAAGACUUUGGAGAGCACCUCGCAUGAGCCAACUUUCAAGAAUAUGCUUCACUUGGACAACGCUCCGUGGCUACGAGACCAUUCAGUUGGGGAGGACAUCGUUUUUCCAUUCGCUGGCUACAUAGCCAUAGGUGCAGAAGCAGUGCGACAAAUCACCGGAACUGAUGAAGGCUAUCAAGUGCGCAAUGCGACCGCAACCACCGCUCUCGUAACUCCAGAAGGAACACCCGUUGAAAUCAUCACUUCAUUCCGCAAGGUCCGAAUUAUCGGCUCUCUCGACUCUGACUGGUGGGAGUAUAAUGUCUCAUCUUAUAAUGGCCACGGUUGGACCAAACAUUUCACUGGGGAGAUUACAUCUUGGUCUGGAAGCCUUGGUACUGCCAGCGAAGAGACUCUCAGUAUUCAACCACCGCGCAAAUGCAGUGCGAAGAAGCUGUACGAGACACAGGCGCAGUCUGGCAUGGUGUAUGGACCGCAUUUUCAGGGAUUGAAAAAUCUGCGGUCACCCACCAGUCUUCCAGGCUCGGGAACCGCAACUGUUCAGAAUAACCAGCUAGGAGACGAAGCAAAUUAUCAUCUGCAUCCAACGAUCGUCGAUUUCUCCAUCCAGCUACUAGUCGCCACGGCGUUGAUGGGUUUGAGCAAUGACUACCGAGUAUACCUGGCUACGAGCGUUGCAGACUUGAAAGUGACUCGCUCUUCGGCUGACCUAAGAGCUAUCGGACAUGCAUCGUAUGCAGAAGAUGGCUCGAUUGUUGGUGACUGCCAGUAUGUCACGGAUCAAGGUGAAGUUGUUCUCAACAUGACUGGCUUUGGCCUGACCGAGAAGCCUAAUCGGAAAAGCACCGACUCUCAUGCCUCGGCUCGUUUCAUCUGGAGGCCCGACAUCAACUUCCAGAGCAUCAAUGACCUCAUCAGCCCGAUAUCGACGUAUACGUCGCACGAAUCGGCAUUAAAUGAGCUUACCAAACUUUCUUUGGUACUCUCUCAACGUCACAUUGAUAGCACCAGCACAGAAAAUUCCCAUCUACUCAAGUAUCGUUCGUGGGUGACUGAGCAAGUUCGAGGCAUUGAACCGACCUGGGUGUCUACCUACGCUCAAAUGAACGAUGCUCAACUCGAAGCCAUGAUCCAGUCUCAAGCUGAGCAUCUAUCCGACACAUCGGUUGGUAGCGUAGCACUUGCUCUCCUCAAGCUUGCCACGAAUAUUACUCGGGUGUUCUCUAGCGAGGUUGAAGCUUAUGAUCUUCUUAAUGAAGAUGAUCUAUUCAACCAGUUGGAAGAAGUUAUCAAAGAGCUCCAUACUUUGAAUCUUCUCCGCAGCUUGUCGCAUAGCAGGCCCAGCCUACGCGUUCUAGAACUUGGAGCUGGUACUGGGACGUCCACAUCUCAGCUGCUAGAUGAGCUUGCCGAAUCAUAUUCCGCCUAUCAUGCGACAGACAGUUCGGUUCAUGCCAUCGAUAUGUUGAAAGACCGCUUCAAGAGUUUCCCAAAGAUGAAUUUCACUGUCCUUGACAUCGGCCAGUCACUGGUGGAACAGGGGUUUGAAGGCGGACAAUAUGAUUUGAUCAUCGCCAACAAUGUGCUUCAUCAAACGCCGAACCUAAAAGAGGGUCUUGCAAAUGUACACAGGCUUCUCAGCCCGAACGGUUACCUUAUCGUCCAAGAGCUGUCACAUGCUGCGAAAUGGGCCACCGUAAUCUUCGGGAUCCUUCCAGAUUGGUCAAAAGGUGGCGAAGCAAGAAGCACCUUUGAGGCCACCAAGGAAGCUGCUGCUUGGAUCCGAGAGCUUGUGAUGUCAGGUUUCGAAGUCGAUGGUGUCAGUGGUGAUUUGGAGUCGCAGGCUUUACUCAACACCACCAUAGUUGCACGGCCGAGCCUUCUUGCAAGAUCUCCGACAACAAAGAUAUCUCUGUUAGUUAGCGAAGACUCUGAUGUGUCUAAGGUCUUGAGUGUAGACCGGAAGUUGAGAGAACGAGGCUAUGAUGUCUCACAUGUUACCCUCAACAAUGUUCCAAUCGCGGGGCAGGAUAUCAUCUCUCUUUUGGAUUUGAGUCACCCAUUCUUCGAGUGUUUCGACUCCAAGAAGUACGAGAACCUCCAGAACUUUGUUGCAAACGUCAUCGACUGCGGAAUUUUCUGGCCGACGCGGCUCUCUCAGAUGCAUGUCACAGACCCUCGCUAUGGUCAGGUCAUUGGUUUUGCACGCACCAUCCGUAACGAGUCGGGUAUAGACUUUGCUGUCUGCCAAACCGAUCUGGACUUCGCCGACGACAAAAUAUUCGAAGUGUUUAAGAGAUUCACCGAAAGACAGACGGGUGACAUCCUCAAACCGGAGUUGGAAUAUGUGAUUGCCAAUGGACAAGUUCAGACUGGACGUUACUAUCCUCAUUCGAUCCCUGAUGAGCUGGUGACAACAAAGCCCGAUGGACCAGCUUUGUUGACUGUCGAGAAGGGGUCUCGCCUUCGUGGUCUUCAUUGGGAGCGCCAGAACGAGCAGACUCCACAGGGUGACGAAGUCCAGAUCGAUGUACGCUACAUCGGACUCAAUCGAAAGGAUGUCUUGAUCGCAACGGGUGCUAUAGACACGGUAAAUCCCGCUCUGGGUAUCGAAGCAGCCGGAGUUGUUCUAGCAGUGGGUCCCAAUGUGAAGAAAAUCCGUGUCGGAGAUCGGGUUAUGGCCUUCUGUGAGAACAAUGCCGCAUCGAUCAUUACAGAUUCCGAAUCAUACGUCGCCAAAGUCCCAGACAGAUUAGCUCUAGCGGAUGCAGCGACCAUGCCAUUUGCAUACAUCAUGGCUCUGUAUGCUCUACUUCACGUGGGCGGCUUGGAAGAAGGACAGUCUGUCUUGAUCCAUGGUGCAGCGGGUGGAGUGGGACUUGCUGCGCUCCAGAUAGCUGACAUGAUCGGGGCUAAUGUAUUUGCUACCGUCGGUUCCGACGAGAAGGUAGUAUAUCUCACUGAUACAUACAACAUACCGCGGAAUCAUAUCUUCAAUUCCAGAAAUAUAUCCUUCGCGGACGCACUACUCCGCGAAACAGGUGGGAGGGGGGUUGACCUGGUCUUGAGCCCAGUAUCACCCGAGCAUCAACAUGCGACGUGGCGCACUGUUGCUGAGUUUGGGAAGUUGGUCGACAUUGGGAAUAAGCACCUCUCGCGCGACGCCAAGACUGUCUUCAAUGUUUCCUCGGGCAACAGGAGCUACACAUGCAUCGACAUUGGACACGUUCGCAAGAACAAGCCAUUGAUCAUUUCCAGACUUCUCAAACGCACUCUGAAGCUUUACUCAGAAGGUCACAUUGGACCAAUACGUCCUACCAAGAUAUUCCCUGCCACCGACGCACUUGAAGCGAUUGAGUACAUCCAGGAUGGAGCUCAGCUCGGUAGGGUGAUUCUCGAGCUACGAAACGAUGCAGGAGACACACAUCUCACCUCGGGAGUGACAGAGCAACGACGCAACCCUCAAUUCGAUCUUGCUGCCUCAUACCUCAUUGUAGGGGGUCUCGGCGGCCUCGGACGUUCGGUCUCUGUUUGGAUGGCUAUGCACGGUGCACGGAGCCUCAUUUUCCUGUCGCGCAGCGCGGGUAAACGUGCUGAAGAUGCCGACCUCGUACACGAACUCGAAUCGAUGGGAUGCAAGGUGCAGUUGGUGCAGGGCAGCGUCGCUACUAAGGACGACGUUACGCGUGCUAUCAGCAAUGCCCAUGCACCGCUAAAAGGCAUACUGCAAAUGUCAAUGGUGCUCCGCGACACGGCUUUCGCGAAUAUGUCGUGGGAUGACUGGCGAGCUGCGACAGAGUGCAAAGUACAAGGUACCUGGAACUUGCACGAGGCGAGUAUCGAUGCUGGGAACAAACUUGACUUCUUCGUCAUGUUCAGUUCAGUUUCCGGUAUCGUGGGCAAUAUGGGCCAAGUGAACUACAACAGCGCGAACACUUUCCUCGAUGCAUUCUGUCAGUACCGUGCUGGCUUGGGUCUCGCGGGCUCAACACUCAACUGUGGUGUCGUCGAGGAUGUGGGUGUCGUUGCUGAGAACCAGGACAUCCUGCGUCGCUUCCGGGAGCAAGACAUUUGGACUAUCAAGGAGCGAGACGUCAUUGACGGGCUGCAGCUCGCAAUGGAUCAGCCAACACUCCGUCCUGGCGAUUUUGACGGCUGGGUAUCCCCCAAUACCUUCAUGCUGGGUAUACAAACUACUACUCCGCUCAGUAGCCCGAAAAGUCGUGCUGUCUUCCGGUCCGAUCCUCGCUUCGCAUUCUACCACACCCUGGGCUCCAAGUCUAACGACUCUGAGUCAGAAACCAGUACUGCUAGCGACGCCGUGCUAAAAACCUAUAUUGCGCAAGCCAAAGCCGACCAUGCCAUUCUCAACACACCUGAAGCAACGUCAUUGCUCUCGCAUGAGAUUGGCAAAAAGGUGCUUGCACUGCUAGUCCGGGGCGAUAGUGACGUAGACACGAGUCUGGGUCUUGCCGAUUUGGGCAUCGAUAGCUUGCUUGCGAUUGACAUGCGUAUGUGGUGGAAACAGGUGUUUGGGUUUGAUAUCAGUGUCUUAGAGAUGCUGGGAAUGGGUACGCUGGAGCAGUUGGGCAAGUUGGCAGCAAGUGGCUUGUUGAAACAGUGGGGCGUUGCAUGAGCGGAAAGUGGAGUGCGUUUAGUGGUGAGUAGACUCUGCUCUCGAUGCUAUGGGUACAAGUUUGGGUUGUUGUGACAAACUAUAGGGCUGCUAAUUUAGCCUGGCGAUAUAUUUUUAUGAACAUUUCCGCACUCAAAUUACCUUCACAGAACCAGCGAUAGCUCAACAGGCAACGCUGGGAUGUAGAUGUCUUUUCUUUAGCCUAGUGCUCGAAGUGCGAGCUACAUGCCUUAGGACCCGAUAUCGACUUGGGGGUGGCCAAAUGUGCUUCACCUACUGACGGACUUAAAGGAAAGCAUGUUAUACUACGCCCCUCUUCCUCAUUUAGUAUAGAGCUAAGC